CGGUAUUUUUUUCCGUCGUCGACCCGGCCACACUGCUGGUUCCUUUCUUUUCGAAUUUCUCGUGGAAAACGCCAACAUGGGUUUCGCUACUCUCUGGUACUCGCAUCCCCGCAAAUACGGCCAAGGCUCCCGAUGCUGCCGUGCCUGCUCUAACCGCCACGGUCUGAUCCGCAAGUAUGGCCUGAACAUCUGCCGUCAGUGCUUCAGGGAGUACGCCAACGACAUUGGCUUCAAGAAGCUGGACUAAAGGUCCUCUUCGCCAUUCGGCGCGCGUUCACCGCGUCGCAAAACAACAUUCGGCAUAUUAAUAUAGGGCAGGCGCCGUCGGAAGUUCGGCCUCUUCUUGUAAUAAUAUGCCGGCAGCAGCAACAGUAGCAACACACAUAAUCAUUUGGGGAUUUAAGCAAGGACAAAGCACACAUGGAACCGAUGUAAUCCAAAGUAAUCUCUAAGCAAGUAACCAGUAUGGCCACCACCACAGAAUUCCAACAGUUACCACCUUCCGCGAAGGAUCUUUGUUACAACACUAGUUUGUUUAAAUCUCCGUCUGAUUAAACCCAUAACAAGAAACGUA
Messenger RNA from Drosophila biarmipes, 574 nucleotides. It is a transcript of the gene RpS29, whose product is annotated as 40S ribosomal protein S29. The record is from RefSeq and is a predicted model, not a curated record. The transcript is spliced from 3 exons. Gene Ontology annotation, cellular component: cytosolic small ribosomal subunit; ribosome. Lineage: Eukaryota; Metazoa; Arthropoda; Insecta; Diptera; Drosophilidae. Gene Ontology annotation, molecular function: structural constituent of ribosome; zinc ion binding. The coding region runs from base 77 to 247 and encodes 56 amino acids. Gene Ontology annotation, biological process: translation.